GAGGGAAUGGCCACAGAGCUCAUGACAACCUGGUCCCAGGGAUCAGUGACAUUCAGUGAUGUGUCUGUGGACUUCACCCAGGAGGAGUGGAAGCAACUAGAUCUUGCUCAGAGGAAUCUUUACAGGGAUGUGAUGUUGGAGAACUAUAGAAACUUUAUCUCAUUGGGUCAGCAAGUUUCCAAACCACGUAUAAUCUCCCAGUUGGAGCAAGAAGAACCUUGGAUGGUAGAAAACACAAUACCAAAAGAUAUCUGUCCAGACUGGGAGGCUGACCCUGAAACUAGAGAAUCAGUUCCUCAACAGGACAUUUCUGAAAAAUCAUCACAGGAGAUGAUAGUGGAAAAACUCACAAGUAGUGAUGUCUGGUACUCCAAAUUAGAUCAAACUUGGGAAUAUGAUGGGCAGUUAUGGACACAAUUAGAAAUCCAAGAGAGAUAUUUAAGACAAGUGAAUGUCACAGCUAAGAAGAAUAUCCUUGGGAAGAGAGAUACUGAAUAUAAUGAAUUUAGAAUAAAUUUUAAUAUGAGCUCAAUCCUUGUUAUGCAACAUAGAGUUCUUGUAGGACAGAGACACAAUAAAUGUGAUACAUGUGGUGAGAACUUUGACCAUAAUUUUGACAUAAUUAAGCAUCAGAGAAUCUGUGCAAGGAAGAAAUCCCAUGACUGUAAUGAUUAUGAGAAAUCUUCCAUUGAUAAAUCACCCCUUAUCAAGCAUCAAAGAAUUCAUACUAGAGAAAAACCCUUUGAAUGUAAUACAUGUGGGAAAGUAUUCAGCUGGAUUUCAUCUCUUACUCGACAUAAAAGAAUUCAUACUGGAGAGAAACCCUAUAAAUGUAUUGAAUGUGGGAAAGCCUUCAGUUGGAGGACUCACCUUAAUCAACAUCGGAUCAUUCAUACUGAAGAAAAACCUUAUGAAUGUAAUGAAUGCAGAAAAGCCUUUAGGGACAAGUCAUCUCUUUCUCGACAUUGGAGAAUUCAUACUGGGGAGAAACCUUACACGUGUCAUGACUGUGGAAAAACUUUUAGGUGGAGUACAGAGCUUACUCAGCACCAUAGAAUUCAUACUGGAGAGGAACCCUAUGAAUGUAAUGAUUGUGGUAAAGCCUUCAGUCGGAGCACAAAUCUUGCUCAACAUCAUAUAAUACAUACUGGAGAAAAAUCCUAUGAAUGUAGUGAAUGUGGGAAAGCCUUCUGGUGGAGUACACAUCUUAUUCUACAUCAGAGAAUACAUACUGGAGUUAAACCCUAUGAAUGUAGAGAAUGUGGGACAACUUUCAGUCGGAGUACUUACCUUACUGAACAUCAAAGAAUACAUACUGGAGAGAAACCAUAUGAAUGCAGUGAAUGUGGAAAAGCCUUCAGCCGGAUUUCAUCCCUUAAUCAACAUCAGAGAAUUCAUACUGGAGUAAAACCCUAUGAAUGUAAUGAAUGUGGAACAGCUUUCAGCGACAGAUCAUCCCUUACCAAACACCAGAGAAUCCAUACUGGAGAGAAACCCUAUGAAUGUAAUGAAUGUGGGAAAGCUUUCCGUCGGAAUACAGAUCUUACACAACACCAGAGAAUUCACACUGGUGUAAAACCUUAUGAAUGUAAUGGAUGUGGAACAACCUUCAGCAACAGGUCAUCCCUUACUAAACAUCAAAGAAUACAUACUGGAGAGAAACCUUAUGAAUGUCAAGAAUGUGGAACAGCCUUUAGUGACAGAUCAUCCCUUACUAAACAUCAGAGAAUUCAUACUGGAGAGAAACCCUAUGAAUGUAAUCAGUGUGGGAAAGCCUUUAGGUACAGUUCGGACCUUGUCAGACAUCAGAGAGUUCAUUAGUGGAGAAUAAUGUUUUGAAUGUGGAUAAAAUAAAAGCUUUAUAUUUUUAUACUGAGUGUUUAGUUAAAUAUUUCAGAGUUAAGAUGUCACAGUUUGUCACUAGCUCUAAAUUUGUUUGGAAUGGUUGAUGGAAAUAUUUUCUCCUUUAUUUCUUUCUCUCCUGUAAUACAUGCUGAAUACUACC
This is a messenger RNA of Phascolarctos cinereus (koala), 2005 nucleotides long. NCBI's taxonomy places the organism in Eukaryota, Metazoa, Chordata, Mammalia, Diprotodontia, Phascolarctidae. The record is from RefSeq and is a predicted model, not a curated record.